Messenger RNA from Plenodomus lingam JN3, 150 nucleotides. The record is from RefSeq and is a predicted model, not a curated record. Lineage: Eukaryota; Fungi; Ascomycota; Dothideomycetes; Pleosporales; Leptosphaeriaceae.
AUGAUACAGAUAUCACUACAUCUAUUUGCCUCUUCUCUCUUUGUGUCCAGCAGGCCAGCGAGACACAUUGCUUUUGAGCGAGCUGUGAGACUGCCGGCAAUCAAGAAUAUGGAGUCUGAACUCAUCCAUAACGGCAUCUCGCAAGUCUAG